Bicyclus anynana (squinting bush brown) is the source of this 1114-nucleotide messenger RNA. It is a transcript of the gene CIA30, whose product is annotated as complex I intermediate-associated protein 30, mitochondrial. Gene Ontology annotation, biological process: mitochondrial electron transport, NADH to ubiquinone; mitochondrial respiratory chain complex I assembly. Bases 150 to 1073 code for a protein of 307 amino acids. The transcript has 5 exons. Gene Ontology annotation, cellular component: mitochondrion. NCBI's taxonomy places the organism in Eukaryota, Metazoa, Arthropoda, Insecta, Lepidoptera, Nymphalidae. The record is from RefSeq and is a predicted model, not a curated record.
UGACAGUAAACAAUAAAUUUUUAAUUUAAUAGGUUAGAAUUUUGUUUUCAAAUGGAAAUAAAAUAAUGGAAUUCAAAAAAAUACAUGUUAAGUACCUACUUUCAUAAAGUUUGCAGUCCAAUAAGUGAUAGAUAAGAUUUUUUUGCAAAAUGGCAUUGUGUAGAAAUUGGAAAACGUAUUCUUUACAAGGAUAUCGCUCGUUUAGCAUCUUGUGUAGACAGUGCGACGCUAGUGCAUUGAAGAUACACUCCAACGUAAAUGUAAGCCCAAAGAGACUUUUAUUCUGGGAGAAGGAUAGAAAGGGUGGCUAUGAUGCCAAGGAAAAAGUUUCAACCCUUCAACAUAUUAUGAAAGGUUUUAAGGAAAUUAAAUCAGAAUUUAAAUUGCUAGGAGAAGAAGCAAAAGAAUUUUUAGCUGCUGACCCCUUACUUAUAGCUAGACCAGGCGAAACAGACUUGCUAUGGUGUUUCAACGAGCCCAAAGUCCUGGAGCAGUUCGUGACCACGAGCGACAGUGACCACAACCAGGGCUACAGCUCGUGCUCCUUCAGCCCGAGCCCGGCCGGCCGCGCGCUGUUCCACGGGUACCUGGACACCAGGGUGCCGAAGGACGGCAGGGUCAAGAAGGCUGGAUACUGCGCCUUGAGGUCACAACGCACACGGAAAGCAUUCAAACGCGAGGCGACGUACAACUGGCACCUCUACAACACGCUGGUGGUGAAGCUGCGCGGCGACGGGCGCUCCUACCUGCUCAACAUAUCGUGCGAGGGCUACUACGACAUCACGUGGAACGAUAUCUACCACUACGUGCUCUUCACUAGGGGCGGACCUUAUUGGCAAAUCGCUAAGAUUCCGUUUUCAAAGUUCAUUUUAGGCUCAAAGGGGCUGAUACAGGACAAGCAGAGUCGCAUGCGCCUCGACCGCGUCACGCACUUCGGCAUCUCGUGCGGGGAUAAGAUCGACGGGCCUUUCAAUCUUGAACUUGAAUAUAUUGGUUUAGAAUUUGACCCGACACACGACGAAGACUUCGCUUACGAAAUGUACAAAACUGAUAGAUACAUAGUUGGAGUGUAAUUAUUGUAUUAGUUUAACUAAUUAAAUACGUGAGACAAUUA